Brassica napus (rape) is the source of this 441-nucleotide messenger RNA. RefSeq lists its product as uncharacterized. Lineage: Eukaryota; Viridiplantae; Streptophyta; Magnoliopsida; Brassicales; Brassicaceae. The record is from RefSeq and is a predicted model, not a curated record. The coding region runs from base 1 to 441 and encodes 146 amino acids. Gene Ontology annotation, molecular function: nucleic acid binding; RNA-DNA hybrid ribonuclease activity. The transcript has a single exon.
AUGCCGGACGACGUGUUGGCCAGAAUCUCAUGGAUCAUAUGGUUCAUGUGGAAAUCACGAAACGGCAAGGUCUUCGAAGGUAAGGACUCGACGCCAUUGGAAAUUCUCCAGUCUGCGACCUCGGAAGCUGAUAGCUGGAGCCUGGCGCACGUAGUUCCGGAGAAGCGGGAGGUGGAGGACAUAACGCCUUUACCCGUAACACAAGAUUCACCAUCAAUGCGCCCGUUUUGCAGGUUCGACGCAUCUUGGAAAGAUGAUGAUGCUAGGUAUGGUGGUGGCUUCGUGAUGGAGAAGGAGGAUGGGAUCACAAUGUUUGGUUCAUUUACUAGUAACCGAGUAUUGUCCCCCCUACAUGCUGAGUUUAAUACUCUGCUAUGGGCCAUGAAAUCCUCACUACUUCUCGGUCACGACUCGAUGACGUUUGAAUCAGAUUGCCUGUAA